Protobothrops mucrosquamatus (brown spotted pit viper) is the source of this 1668-nucleotide messenger RNA. RefSeq names its product zinc finger protein 84-like. The annotation marks the transcript as partial. Gene Ontology annotation, molecular function: RNA polymerase II cis-regulatory region sequence-specific DNA binding; DNA-binding transcription factor activity, RNA polymerase II-specific. Lineage: Eukaryota; Metazoa; Chordata; Lepidosauria; Squamata; Viperidae. Gene Ontology annotation, biological process: regulation of transcription by RNA polymerase II. The record is from RefSeq and is a predicted model, not a curated record. The transcript is spliced from 4 exons.
AUGAUAAGACACAAGAGGACUCAUGCAGGACAGAAACCAUAUGAGUGCCCAGAUUGUGGGAAACGUUUCAGUUGGAAUUCCCUCCUGGUGAGACACCAGAGGACUCACACAGGAGAGAAGCCAUAUGAGUGUCCGGAGUGUCCGGAGUGUCCGGAGUGUGGGAAAGAUUUUUCUUUGAAAUCUGACUUGUGUCCAGAGUGUGGGAAAAGUUUUAGUCAGAAUUCCUACCUGGUGAAACACCAGAGGACUCACACAGGAGAAAAACCCUAUGAGUGUUCGGAUUGUGGGAAAGAUUUCUCUUGGAAAUCUGACCUGGUUAGACAUCAGAGGACUCACACAGGAGAGAAACCCUAUGAGUGUCCGGAUUGUGAGAAAGAUUUCUCUUCGAAAUCUGCCCUGGUGAACCAUCAGAGGACUCACACAGGAGAGAAACCCUAUGAGUGUCCAGAGUGUGAGAAAGGUUUUAGUCAGAAUUCUCACCUGGUGACACACCAGAGGACUCACACAGGAGAGAAACCCUAUGAGUGUCCAGAUUGUGGGAAAGGUUUCAGUCAGCAUUCCACCCUGCUGACACACCAGAGGACUCACACAGGAGAGAAACCCUAUGAGUGUCCAGAUUGUGGGAAAGGUUUCAGUCAGCAUUCCACCCUGCUGACACACCAGAGGACUCACACAGGAGAAAAACCCUAUGAGUGUUCGGAUUGUGAGAAAGAUUUCUCUUCGAAAUCUGUCCUGGUGAACCAUCAGAGGACUCACACAGGAGAGAAACCAUAUAAAUGUCAUUGUGGGAAAAGUUUUAGUCAGAAUUCUUACCUGGUGAGUCACCAGAGGACUCACACGGGGGAGAAACCCUAUGAGUGUCCGGAUUGUGGGAAAGAUUUUUCUUCGAAAUCUGUCCUGGUGAACCAUCAGAGGACUCACACAGGAGAGAAACCAUAUAAAUGUCAUUAUUGUGGGAAAGAUUUGUCUUCGAAAUCUACCCUGGUGAUCCAUCAGAGGACUCACACAGGAGAGAAACCAUAUAAAUGUCAUUGUGGGAAAAGUUUUAAUCAGAAUUCUUACCUGGUGAGACACCAGAGGACUCACACAGGCGAGAAACCCUAUGAGUGUCCAGAGUGUGGGAAAGGUUUCAGUCAGCAUUCCACCCUGCUGACACACCAGAGGACUCACACAGGAGAGAAACCCUAUGAGUGUCCAGAGUGUGGGAAAGGUUUCAGUCAGCAUUCCAGCCUGGUGACACACCAGAGGACUCACACAGGAGAAAAACCCUAUGAGUGUUCGGAUUGUGAGAAAGAUUUCUCUUCGAAAUCUGCCCUGGUGAACCAUCAGAGGACUCACACAGGAGAGAAACCAUAUAAAUGUUGUCACUGUGGGGAAAGUUUUAGUCAGCAUUACUACCUGGUGAAACACCAGAGGACUCACACUGGAGAGAAACCCUAUGAGUGUCCAGAUUGUGGGAAAGAUUUCUUUUGGAAAUCUGACCUGGUUAGACAUCAGAGGACUCACACAGGAGAGAAACUAUAUAAAUGUCGUUGUGGGGAAAGUUUUAGUCAGAAAUCCAUCCUGGUGAGACACGAGAGGACUCACACGGGAGAGAAAGAGUGGAAACCAUAUGAGUGCCCAGAGUGUGGGAGAGAUUUCAGUAGUAGGUAUAAACUUUUAAAUCAU